AUGUCGGUGAUUUUCCUGAACAUCAAAUUUUCGAGGGAUUUUCAAUGGAUCAUCGAAUUACAUACGAAACGCUUAGCAUUACAUCCUCAGAGUUUUUGCCGUCACUACAGUGAAAAAUCGCAUAUCACGCCUAUAAGUUCUCGUCUUUUCACCCGCGUUCAACAUGUGAUGUUAUUUGAGAUUUUGCGGCAUAUUUUACGACAUUUUUUCUCAGCAAACACGAGCUUCUCUACUAGUAUGAAAAUAUUUGGUAUCAAAUGCUGUAAAAAGUUUAUGGUUGUAAAAUAUUUUUUGGGAGAACAUAAUGGCCCAUAA
This is a messenger RNA of Clunio marinus, 315 nucleotides long. NCBI's taxonomy places the organism in Eukaryota, Metazoa, Arthropoda, Insecta, Diptera, Chironomidae. The record is from the annotation of a GenBank genome assembly.